This is a messenger RNA of Aspergillus melleus, 1473 nucleotides long. Its product is annotated as bZIP transcription factor. Gene Ontology annotation, biological process: regulation of DNA-templated transcription. The record is from RefSeq and is a predicted model, not a curated record. Bases 1 to 1473 code for a protein of 490 amino acids. Gene Ontology annotation, molecular function: DNA-binding transcription factor activity. Lineage: Eukaryota; Fungi; Ascomycota; Eurotiomycetes; Eurotiales; Aspergillaceae. The transcript has 4 exons.
AUGGCCCCGUCGGAUACGCAGAAUCUCCACGAUAUCCUGUCCGCCCGCCACUUCGCCCUGGCCGAUCACGAUGCCGAUGUCGACGUCCCCACCAUCACGGUGACUCCUGCGGUGAUUUCACAGCCAUUACCAGUAGAGGAUAACGAUGCUCUUGAGUCCGAGCUGCAUGAACAGGACAUGAAUGGGCCACGGGUUCGAAAAGCCGGACGGCCGCGUCUUGACAAGGCCGGGGGAGCGCUUCUAUCGGAGGAUCGACGAAAGCAAGUCCGUCGCGCCCAGCGAACCUACCGUCUCAAGAAGGAGGCCACGCUACAGCAAACCAAACAGCGCGUGGUCGAUCUCGAACAGAAGCUAGAGCGCGUGUCCUCGUCCUUCGCAGACAUGAUGCAAGAACUAGACCCCGGUGUCAAGGAGACAAGCCCCGCGCUAGUGCGGAGACUGGAUGCUAUCUAUGCACUGUUAGCUGAUGGAUCGGACGAGGGCAUGUCAGUCUCGAGGGGAAGAUCGGAAAGUAGCAGGAGUGUUGACGAUGCUUGCUCGCUUGCCCGGAGUCCGAGCCAGAGCCAGACCUAUCGUGCAGACACUACUAUAACCCACCUCCAGACGUCCUCACAUUCUCAUCUUCAUCCCCAUCCCAGUCCCUAUACCAUCCCUUCCUCCCUCCUUCCCCCCCUCACCUCCUCCAGCUCCUCACACCACGAACGCACAUUCACCCGCCACCUGCACCGUCUCAGCCUCGAAUACGCCUUCCACCUCUUCAGCGAUGCAAGCUCGCCCCCACUCAAGAUAUACCAAGUAUUCCGCCUCGUGCCCUGCAUCCGCGACAAAAGUAAAAUGGACCCGUACUUUCGCCGUCUGGUCAGUGCAAGCAUCGACGAGCCGCUCGAGCUACAUACCCUACCGUUUUACUGUGUCGGAGGCGCGGGGACCCAUUAUCCCGCGUUGGAUCGGUCAGGGAGGGCGGUUUAUCCGGAGAAUCGGAGGCUGCCGAGACGGGUGUUGGGGGGUUUGUCGGUUGAUGAUGGGGUGGGUUUGGCGAGAAAAGGGGCUGGUGGUGGUAAAAGAAGAAGAGACGGGGGUAAGGAUGAAGAGGGAGAGGAGAGAUGGCUCCAGGCGUAUGGGCUUGGAGGAGCCUGGUUUGACUGUCGAGACGUGGAGGGGUAUUUGAAGGAGAUGGGGGUAAUGUUGGACGGGGGGUUGUUUCCGGAGGUGAGGUCUGAGAGGACAGCGGGGGAGGGGAAUGAUAGCGAUGCGGCGGAGCAGUUGCAAGCGUCGCUUUUGAAUUCGGUUCAGACGGGGAGUGUGAGGGAUGUGGACGAAUUCUCAUCCAAGCGAGGUCAGCGCAUUCUGGACAUCGAUUCGUUCCUUUCAAAACUUCUUCGUGGUCUUGUCAUUCUCGGUCGUGCACCUGGAUUCCGCCGGAAUGAUGUUGUUUCGGCGUUUCAUUCAGCAUUAUCCCCUCGGACUGUUUAG